Molecule: messenger RNA, 1944 nt
Organism: Ilex paraguariensis (yerba mate)
Lineage: Eukaryota; Viridiplantae; Streptophyta; Magnoliopsida; Aquifoliales; Aquifoliaceae
Source: the annotation of a GenBank genome assembly
AUGAAUUAUGCUGAUAGAUGUUAUAAGGAGUUGAAGAAUGCCAAAGUAAAGGUGAAAGUUUUAGAUGAAUUAUUCAGGUGUCCGUACUGCCCCAGCAAGAAGAAGCAGGAUUACUGCUACAAGGAUCUUUUACAACAUGUAUCUGGGGUUGGAAAGGGUCUGCAUAGCAGGGAUUUGACAAAGAAAGGGAUGCAUUUAGGAUUGGUAAGGUACAUGGAAGAGGAUCUUGGUCAGCAGGGAUUAUCAGCACAAUCGAUGAUAGAGACUACUGAGCCUCCUAAAGGUAGGGAUGUAAAUGAGUUGUUCGUUUGGCCGUGGAUGGGAAUUGUAGCAAACCCUCCUCAUUCUUGGAAGGAUGGGCGAUAUGUCAGCGAGAGUGGUUCAAGGCUUAGGGAAGAUUUGACUGGAAGGGGGUUUAGCCCAGUGAGAGUUCAUCCACUGUGGAACCAUAGGGGUUUUUCGGGGUAUGCAAUAGUUGAAUUUAACAGAGAUUGGCCUGGAUUCAACAAAGCAAUGCUAUUUGAAAAGAAUUAUGAAGCAAAUCAUAGGGGAAAGAGGGAUUAUUAUGCAGCAAAGCACACUAGAGAUGGUUUAUAUGGAUGGGUUGCCCGUGAGGAUGACUUUAAUACAAAUGGAAUUAUUGGUGAGCAUCUUCGAAAAACAGGAGACAUGAAAAGUAUUUCUGAAAUUGAAGCAGAAGAGAAGCAUAAAACUACAAAACUUGUGUCAAAUCUGACAAAUGUAAUAGAUAUAAAAAAUCAGCGGCUCAAGGAGGUCGAGUGCAAGUAUAAUGAAACAUUCAUUUCCUUAAACAAUUUGAUGACUGAAAAAGACAAAAUGCACCAAGCUUAUAACGAAGAGAUUCGCAAGAUGCAGAAGAAUGCUCGUGAUCAGCUUGAGAAGACUUUCAAGGAGCAUGAGAAAAUCACAUUGCACUUGGUAGGCCAAAAGAGAGAACUUGAGGAGCAUGAGAAAGAACUGGGGAAACGAGAGGCUUACAAUGAAAAUGACAGAAGGAUGCUCUAUUUGGAGAAGCAAAUGAAUGAGAAAGCUACCUUGGAGCAAAAGAAGGCAAAUGAAAAAGUCCUAAGGUUGGCAGUAGAUCAAAAGAGUGAAAAAGAGAAACUGCACAAGAGAAUUCUUGAACUAGAAAAGAAACUUGACGCCAAACAAGCAUUGGAGUUGGAGAGAGAGCGUAUGAGAGGAGCUCUGCUAGUUAUGAAACACAUGGGAGAGGAUGGGGAUAUGGAAAUCGAGGACAAGAUGCAUACUAUUCAAGAGAACCUAAAAGAGAAGGAAGAGGAACUUGAAUAUCUGGAAGCAUUGAAUCAAGCCCUUGUUGUCAAGGAGCGCAAAAUCAGUGAUGAGUUGCAAGAAGCUCGUAAGGAGUUAAUCGAUGCAAAAGCAAGCAAUGAGUUUUCCUUAAUUAAUAUCAUCCAGAAACAACUUGGUAAAACAAAUGAGAAUGAUAUUGCUACUUGUGCCUUGAAGGAGGAGUCUUCUCCGAAUUUGAUUGGUGUCAAGAGAAUGGGAGAGCUCUAUAACAAGCCAUUCCAUAACUUUGCCAAGAGAAAAUUUUCCAAAAAAGAAGCAGAUGCGAAAGCUAUGAAGUUGUGUUCACAAUGGAAGGUUUAUCUUGGGGAUCCUAGAUGGCACCCUUUUAAGGUCAUCGUGGUUGAAGGUGGUAAGGAUCACAAGGAAAUCAUCGACGAAGAGGAUGAAAAACUGAAAGAACUGAAGAAUGAUUUUGGCGAUGAAGUUUACAUGGCUGUGAUUGCUGCAUUGAUGGAGAUGAAUGAGUAUAACCCCAGCGGUCAUAACCCCUGCAGUCGGUGCAUCAUACCCGAGCUCUGGCAUUAUCAAGAGGAGAGAAAAGCAACACUGAAAGAGGUAGUAUCAUACAUACUCGACCAGUGGAAGAAGCUCAAAAGGAGGAAAAACUAG